AUGGUUGAAUAAAAUGGGAAAAGAAGGUUUUAAAUUUAGUAUAGAAUGAUAUACUUACCUCCUUAUCACCCUUAACAUAGUCCGAUUGAAUUUGCAUGGGUUAAAUCAAAGACUUAAGAGGUAAGAAUCCCACUUAUAAAAUUAAAUAGUUACUCGAUUUAACUCUUUUCGAUGUUCGAUGCUCUCAAAAAUUUUAAUUCAACAAAGUCAAAAAAAUGUAAUUGA
This is a messenger RNA of Tetrahymena thermophila SB210, 225 nucleotides long. RefSeq lists its product as hypothetical. The transcript has a single exon. The record is from RefSeq and is a predicted model, not a curated record. NCBI's taxonomy places the organism in Eukaryota, Ciliophora, Oligohymenophorea, Hymenostomatida, Tetrahymenidae.